Striga asiatica is the source of this 1539-nucleotide messenger RNA. NCBI's taxonomy places the organism in Eukaryota, Viridiplantae, Streptophyta, Magnoliopsida, Lamiales, Orobanchaceae. The record is from the annotation of a GenBank genome assembly.
AUGGCGGUAGGAGGUAUCGUUGAUAACGUGGGCAGCAAAGACUACGAGGGCCGUGUGACGGCCUUCGUUGUCAUAACUUGCGUGGUGGCCGCAACGGGUGGGCUGAUUUUCGGAUACGACAUCGGUAUCUCAGGAGGAGUGACGUCGAUGGACGAAUUCCUGGAGAAGUUCUUCCCAUCCGUGUAUGCCAAAGAGAAAGACGCGUCCGGACACGAGAGCCAAUACUGCAAGUUCGAAAACCAUCUCCUCACCCUCUUCACCUCAUCCCUCUACCUGGCAGCCCUGGUGGCCUCCUUCCUCGCCUCGGCCACCACCCGUAAGUUUGGCCGCAAAAUCUCCAUGACCACUGGCGGCCUCGUUUUUCUUGUGGGCGCCGUCCUCAACGGCGCGGCCGCGAACAUUGAGAUGCUGAUCAUCGGCCGCCUUCUUCUGGGCGUCGGGGUCGGGUACGCCAACCAGUCCGUCCCCGUCUAUCUAUCCGAGAUGGCUCCACCCAAACUGAGAGGAGCUCUCAACAUCGGCUUCCAGAUGGCCAUCACAAUCGGCAUCUUCGCGGCCAACCUCGUCAACUACGGGACUGCCAAUAUGAAGGAGAACGGGUGGCGCGUGUCUCUCGCCCUGGCCGCCGCGCCCGCCCUCAUCAUGACAGUCGGCUCCGUCUUCCUCCCCGACACCCCCAACUCCUUGAUCGAGAGGGGCCAGAGGGAGAACGCGCGCGAGAUGCUCGAGAAGAUUCGCGGCACUCCCAACGUGGACGACGAGUUUGCCGACCUCGUGGAGGCAAGCCAGGCCUCGCAGCAGGUCGACAGCCCGCUGAAGACGCUCCUCGAGAGAAAGUACCGGCCCCACCUCGUGAUCACCGCCCUCAUCCCGUUUUUCCAGCAGUUCACAGGGAUCAACGUGAUUAUGUUCUACGCGCCCGUGCUCUUCAAGACGCUCGGAUUCGGGGACGACGCCUCCCUCAUGUCGGCAGUCGUGACGGGGCUCGUCAACGUGCUCGCCACGUUCGUGUCCAUCUUCACGGUGGAUAGGUUCGGGAGGAGGUUUCUAUUCUUAGAGGGGGGGAUACAGAUGUUCGUCUGCCAGAUCGGGGUGGGGGCGCUCGUGGCCUCCGUGUUUGGGGUCUCCGGCACCGGAAGCUUCAGCGCGGGGACGGGGAACCUCGCGCUGGCCCUCAUCUGUGUCUAUGUGGCGGCCUUCGCGUGGUCGUGGGGCCCGCUCGGGUGGCUAGUGCCAAGCGAAAUCCACCCACUAGAAACCAGGUCCGCGGGACAGUCCAUCAAUGUUUCUGUUAAUAUGUUCUUUACCUUCAUCAUCGGCCAGCUCUUCCUCAACAUGCUCUGCCACCUCAAGUUCGGACUCUUCUUCUUCUUCGCCGGAUGGGUGGUCAUGAUGACCUCGUUUGUCUACUUCUUCGUGCCCGAGACUAAGAAUGUGCCCAUUGAGGAGAUGAACAGAGUGUGGAAGAGCCACUGGUUCUGGGGCAAGUAUAUUCCCGAUGAUGCCGUCGGUCUGGCUCACCAUAAUAACACUGUUUGA